UGGCAGAGGUUGAGGCUCACUGAUGUCAUCAGGCCCUUCCAUGAAUGGGACAAGCCAAACCCCUGUGGAGCCCUCGAAGCUCCCCGCAGUAAUAUCCACGACCCCUGGACUGGGCACUGGGGGCCGGGCGUGGCCUGUGCUGGUAGGGGUUGUUCUGGGGGCUGUGGUCUUCUCUGUGCUCCUUGCACUUGCUGCCAAAUUCCAUGUCUGCCGCCGCUACUAUGCCAGCUACCGACACCGCCCACUGCCCAGAACAGGAAAUGGGAACCGCCCAGAGGUGGGUGAAGAUGAGGAUGAUGAUGGUUUCAUUGAGGACAAUUACAUUCAGCCUGGGGCCAGUGAGCUGGAGACGGAGGGGAGCAGGGACCGCUUCUCCCUCUGAGCCCUGAUCUUUGGAUCCUCUCUUCCCUCCAUGCCUGGCAGUUUUAAGGGCAGCCGAUGCUAAAUAGGAGCCCAAGCCUCAGGGACAGACGGGACAAUGACUUAAAUGUUGACCAAGAGUAGCGCAAUUCUCUCCUUCCUGACACUAGCCACCAAAUGACAAUGACCUUCUCUUGCUCAAUAACUCUAAAUGACUCCCUGCUGUACCUGGAAAAAGUCUAACAACCCUAUGAGUAUGGAGAAGAGGCGCUCUGUGACUGGCUUACGUGGACUUCUUGUUUCCUCUUUUACCUUCCCCUACUUUACUCCCUUCUUAAUUAGGUGAAGUUUUUGCUCAGGUUGUUCCUUAGCCUGGGCUGCCAUACCCUUCUCUAAGUCCCCUCUGAUAGUGCUGAAAAUUCUAGCCCACAGGCCCUCUAUGGCCUGCUUGCCUWCCUGCCAGCAUCGCAGAUGUGCCCAGAUGGUGCAUUUGAGCAGGU
This is a messenger RNA of Urocitellus parryii (Arctic ground squirrel), 860 nucleotides long. It is a transcript of the gene C11H1orf210, whose product is annotated as chromosome 11 C1orf210 homolog. Lineage: Eukaryota; Metazoa; Chordata; Mammalia; Rodentia; Sciuridae. The record is from RefSeq and is a predicted model, not a curated record.